This is a messenger RNA of Cornus florida, 1414 nucleotides long. RefSeq names its product syntaxin-32. Bases 234 to 1262 code for a protein of 342 amino acids. Lineage: Eukaryota; Viridiplantae; Streptophyta; Magnoliopsida; Cornales; Cornaceae. Gene Ontology annotation, biological process: intracellular protein transport; vesicle fusion; endoplasmic reticulum to Golgi vesicle-mediated transport. Gene Ontology annotation, cellular component: Golgi membrane; SNARE complex; endomembrane system. Gene Ontology annotation, molecular function: SNARE binding; SNAP receptor activity. The transcript has 5 exons. The record is from RefSeq and is a predicted model, not a curated record.
GUGAUCACAUAAUUUCAGGCAUUAGACACGUCAAUUCGACGAUUGUUGGAUCUCAUUAACGUUUUACAUUUAUCACCCACAAACAACUCGAACCAGAUCUAGUUCCAACAUUUUACACUCAAAGCUCAAUUUGGAUCAUCUUCUUAGGGUUUCAGAUCUGAAAUCCUCACAUAUAUAUAUACACACAUAUACAUAUAUAUACGUGGAUCGCCACAAAGACUUUUACUGUGGAAAUGUCUGUUAAAGCAACGAAAUCGUCAUGCAGAGAUCGAACGCAAGAGUUUCAGAAUGUGGCCGAGACGCUAAAGAAGUCGUUCUCGUCGGCUUCUAAUGCGCUGAGUAGUAGUAGUGCCAGUGCUCCGAAGACCGAGGGGUCGCGAUCGGCCGUGUCAAUUCAAUCCGAGUUCAACAAGAGGGCGUCCAAGAUUGGGUUUGGGAUUCACCAGACGUCGCAAAAGCUCUCAAAGCUCGCGAAAUUGGCAAAGAGGACAUCAGUUUUUGAUGAUCCAACAGUGGAGAUUCAAGAGCUAACAGCUGUCAUCAAGCAGGAUAUCACUGCACUAAACUCGGCUGUGGUGGACCUUCAGAUCCUCUGCAACUCCCAAAAUGAAUCCAGUAACACAUCGAGUGACACCACCACCCAUUCAACCACUGUUGUUGAUAACCUGAAGAACCGCUUAAUGAGCGCCACCAAAGAGUUUAAGGAAGUCCUCACUAUGCGAACUGAGAACUUAAAGGUUCAUGAAAACAGAAAGCAAUUAUUUUCUUCUACUUCUUCGAAAGAGUCUACAAAUCCUUUUGUUCGCCAGCGUCCAUUGGCUGCCAAAUCAGCUGCUAGUACAUCAACUUCUCUUCCCCCUUGGGCCAAUGGUUCUGCAUCUUCAUCCCAGCUAUUUCCCAGGAAGCAGACAGAUGGGGAAUCACAACCAUUGCUGCAGCAGCAACAAAAUCAACAGCAACAGCAAAUGGUUCCUUUACAAGAUAGUUAUAUGCAGAGCAGAGCUGAAGCGCUUCAGAAUGUGGAGUCAACUAUUCACGAGUUGGGCAACAUCUUCACUCAGUUGGCCACCAUGGUUUCUCAGCAAGGAGAACUUGCAAUAAGGAUUGAUGAAAACAUGGAUGAUACGCUGGGAAAUGUAGAAGGGGCACAGGGGCAACUGGUCAGGUACCUCAACAGUAUCUCCUCCAACAGAUGGCUGAUGAUCAAGAUUUUUUUUGUAUUAGUUGUAUUCCUCAUGAUUUUCCUAUUUUUUGUGGCGUAAUUAUAUAAUGAAAUUCGAAAAUAAAGGAAAGAGAAGAGCCUUGCAUUUUGUUUUACCGUUGAGGAGCCUUCCACCUCUUCAAAAGUGACUAAGAACACAAGAUGCUGUGUGUGUGUGUGUGUAUAAUAUAAUAUAUAUAUAUAUAUUCUUUA